Molecule: messenger RNA, 1248 nt
Organism: Dama dama (fallow deer)
Lineage: Eukaryota; Metazoa; Chordata; Mammalia; Artiodactyla; Cervidae
Product: heat shock transcription factor, Y-linked-like
Exons: 2
Coding region: 1-1248 (415 amino acids)
Biological process (GO): regulation of DNA-templated transcription
Molecular function (GO): DNA-binding transcription factor activity; sequence-specific DNA binding
Source: RefSeq, a predicted model, not a curated record
AUGGCACAUAUUUCUUCAGAAAUUCAAGAUGUUCCUCCAAAAGAUGAAUCAACUGGUUCAGAAACCUCCAUUAGAUCUUCUUUGUAUGAUUGUACACUUACUGGGGACAAGGUUUUGAGAUCUAUGGUUGAAGAAUAUGCUUUUCAGGCUUUGUAUGAGGAAGUUGUGAUAAAAAGGCCACGUUACACAUUUUCUGUCUCUGAAACAGAUGAGGUGAAUGCACCUCUUCCACCUGGAUUUCCUCAAAAAUUGUGGGCAAUAGUUGAAAGUGAUCAGUUUGAAUCUAUUUGGUGGGAUGAGAGUGGCACUUGUAUAGUGAUCAAUGAAGAACUCUUCAAGAAAGAAGUCUUGGAGAGAAAGGCACCUUUCAGAGUACUUGAAACCAAUAGUAUGAAAAGCUUAGUUCGGCAGCUUAACCUAUAUGGAUUUAGUAAGAAGCGACCAACUUUUCAAAGAUCUGCUUCACUACCUGACUUUCUGGAAGAAGAAAACAACAUCUCUCUUUUGAGCAAGCUACAUAUCUACUAUAAUCCAAAUUUCAAAAGAGGCUAUCCCCAACUGUUAGUAAGAAUGAAAAGGAGAGUUGGGAUUAACAAUGUGUCUCCAAUAUCUUCAUUAGUUCGAGAUUACAAGACGAAGCAUGUUAAAGCCAGGGUCAACACAGAUGAUCAUAACUCUGAUUUUCUUCCUGAAACUAGUGGAGAGAGUGCAUUUUCAGCCUCCACAAGCUUAAGUGUGCCUUUCAUACAAAAGCCUUAUACCAGCCAGAGAGUCGCUAAUACAAGUGCCCUACCUCCGUGUGACUUACCUUCCCCAUCAUCAAUAUCAGUUAGACAAACAGAACAGAUUGUGGUAGACCAACCUGCUGUUUUAAAUCAGGUGAGCAUUUUUAAUUGGCACUCGUAUAGCAGCUACACUCAAGUAAAUGGCCACCUUGAGGACAUUGCUACUACAACUACGCCUACUUCUCAGAACCCCAUCGUUUCUCCAUCACAGAGCAGUUAUUCUGGACUGAUGGUGGAGCCUUCUAAAUUUCCAGUUACCUAUAGUGAUAUGUCAGCCCAUGACAGUCCUUAUCCUAAACAGCAACAGAGAGGCAACUCAUGGUCCUCAAUGCCAACGACCACUUAUACAUCUGCCUCCUCUCUUUCAAGUCAACUUAUCAAGAGUCAUCAUUAUAUGAAAACCAUGCUAAUUAAAACUGACCUAUCAAAUAAGUGUCAGAUUAUGGAGCCUAAUGAAGAUUAA